AUGACAGAAGCUCAACGUCCCAAGAUCGGCGUCGGCGUUGUCAUCCAUGACAAUGCGGGCAACAUCGUCAUGGGCGAGCGCGCAGGCUCGCACGGCGCAGGAACCCUUCAAUGUCCCGGAGGCCAUCUCGAGUAUGGCGAGUCGUUUGCUGAAACGGCUGCAAGAGAGGUUCUGGAGGAGACUGGGCUUGAGGUGGGCAAUAUCAAGUUUCUGACUGCUACCAACGAUGUUUUCGGAGAGGGAAAGCACUAUGUGACCAUUUUCGUUACCUGCACCAUCACCGGUGAAAAUAAGACACCCAUGCCGAUGGAACCGCAUAAAUGUGCUGCGUGGAGUUGGGUUCCUUGGAGCCAAAUGUGGUCAUGGGCUGGAGAACAGGCGAAAGCGGAGCAGGAAGGAAAAGAGGUGCAGAAGAAUCUAUUCUUGCCGCUUGUCAAUCUAUGGAGAGAGUAUCCUGAGAUGAAGGAUGCGCUCGUCGGGAGAUGA
Molecule: messenger RNA, 486 nt
Organism: Alternaria ethzedia
Lineage: Eukaryota; Fungi; Ascomycota; Dothideomycetes; Pleosporales; Pleosporaceae
Exons: 2
Coding region: 1-486 (161 amino acids)
Biological process (GO): dGTP catabolic process
Cellular component (GO): cytosol
Molecular function (GO): 8-oxo-7,8-dihydrodeoxyguanosine triphosphate pyrophosphatase activity
Source: RefSeq, a predicted model, not a curated record